This is a messenger RNA of Elgaria multicarinata webbii, 5081 nucleotides long. It is a transcript of the gene MIOS, whose product is annotated as meiosis regulator for oocyte development. Gene Ontology annotation, biological process: positive regulation of TORC1 signaling; cellular response to amino acid starvation. Bases 159 to 2792 code for a protein of 877 amino acids. Gene Ontology annotation, cellular component: cytoplasm. The record is from RefSeq and is a predicted model, not a curated record. The transcript is spliced from 11 exons. Gene Ontology annotation, molecular function: protein binding. Lineage: Eukaryota; Metazoa; Chordata; Lepidosauria; Squamata; Anguidae.
UUCCCCCCCCCCCACAAACACACCUUCCCCUCCCCCCUCCGGCAACGCAGUACCGAGACCCCCGUGGCAGGAGGGGUCGCGGGUGUCCACAUGAAUGAACACAGCUCUAGUCUUCCAACAACAUUUUAAACCACUUGUACCAAUUUGCAGUGGCAGACAUGAGUGGCUCCAAACCUGAUAUUCUCUGGGCUCCACAUCAUGUCGAUAGAUUUGUUGUAUGUGACUCAGAACUCAGUCUGUACCACAUUGAAUCUGCUGUAAGUUCUGAACUUAAAGCAGGAUCACUGCGUUUAUCUGAAGAAACUACAGCUACUCUUUUGUCCAUUAAUUCAGACACUCCAUAUCUGAAGUGUGUGGCUUGGUAUCCUAAAUUUGAUCCUGAAUGUCUUCUGGCAGUUGGGCAGGCCAAUGGUCGAGUUGUCCUUACUAGCCUUGGCCAAGAUCACAACUCAAAAUGUAAAGAUUUGAUAGGAAAAGAGUUUGUUCCAAAACAUGCUCGGCAGUGUAAUACCCUGGCAUGGAAUCCCCUGGACAGUAAUUGGCUUGCUGCUGGCCUUGAUAAACAUCGGGCUGAUUUUUCAGUACUGGUCUGGGAUAUCAGUAGUAAAUACACUCCAGAAACUCCAGUCACUACUGAGAAAGUGAGGCUUUCAGCUGGAGAUACUGAAGCAGGACUAGUCGUGACAAAACCACUUUAUGAAUUAGGGCAGAACGAUGCUUGCCUUUCUCUUUCUUGGCUUCCACGGGAUCAGAAGCUUCUUUUAGCUGGAAUGCACCGCAACCUGGCUAUCUUUGACCUUAGAAAUACAAGCCAAAAAAUGUUUGUGAAUACCAAGGCUGUUCAGGGUGUAACUGUUGAUCCAUACUUCCAUGAUCGUGUGGCUUCCUUCUAUGAAGGUCAGGUUGCCAUAUGGGACCUUAGAAAGUUUGAAAAACCUGUGUUAACCCUAACAGAACAACCAAAGCCUUUAACAAAAGUAGCAUGGUGCCCAACCAGAACUGGAUUACUAGCCACUUUAACCAGGGAUAGUAACAUCAUCAAGCUGUAUGAUAUGCAGCACACUCCUACACCUAUAGGGGAUGAAACUGAACCUACAAUCAUUGAAAGAAGCGUGCAGCCCUGUGAACACUACAUUGCUUCCUUUGCGUGGCAUCCCACCAACCAAAAUCGCAUGGUAGUUGUGACACCCAACAGGACUAUGUCUGACUUCACUGUGUUUGAAAGAAUCUCUCUCGCCUGGAGCCCAGUUACCUCUUUGAUGUGGGCAUGUGGCCGACACUUGUAUGAGUGCACAGAAGAAGGGAAAGCCAGUUCCUUAGAAAAAGACAUAGCCACCAAAAUGCGCCUCAGGGCUUUAUCCAGGUACGGCCUUGACACAGAACAGAUCUGGAGAAACCAUGUUCUAGCAGGAAAUGAAGACCCACAGCUGAAAUCACUUUGGUACACUCUGCACUUUAUGAAGCAAUAUACUGAAGAUAUGGAUCAGAAAUUCACAGGAAACAAAGGAUCUUUAGUUUAUGCAGGCAUCAAAUCUAUUGUGAAAACCUCUAUGGGAACAACAGAGAACAUCAGGCAUAGCAGGAGUGGGUCUGACCGACAGUCAGAUAUUAUUCAGUAUCUGAGCGAGGAGAGAUCAUUGGCUUUACAGCUUUGUGGGUGGAUAAAGAAAGGCACAGAUCUGGAUGUGGAACCCUUUCUGCACUCUUUGGAACAAGAAGGAGACUGGGAGCGAGCUGCUGCUGUUGCGCUAUUCAACUUGGACAUUCGACGAGCAAUACAGAUACUGAACAAAGGAGCUUCUUCUGGAAAAGGUGACCUAAACCUCAAUGUAGUGGCCAUGGCAUUAUCAGGGUAUACAGAUGAAAAGAACUCAUUGUGGAGGGAAAUGUGCAGCACUCUAAGGUUACAGCUAAACAACCCUUAUCUGUGUGCCAUGUUUGCUUUUUUGACAAGUGAAUCAGGUUCUUAUGACGGGGUUUUGUAUGAAAGUAACGUAGCUGUACGAGACAGAGUGGCAUUUGCUUGUAAAUUCCUGACGGAUGCGCAGCUGAACAGAUUCAUUGAAAAACUAACAAAUGAAAUGAAAGAAGGUGGAAACCUCGAAGGAAUCCUACUGACAGGACUCACAAAGGAUGGAGUGGACUUAAUGGAAAGUUACGUUGAUAGAACAGGAGAUGUUCAGACAGCAAGCUACUGUAUGCUUCAGGGUUCUCCCUCUGAUGUACUUAAAGAUGAGCGGGUUCAAUAUUGGAUUGAAAACUACCGGAAUCUAUUAGAUGCAUGGAGGUUUUGGCAUAAACGAGCAGAAUUUGACAUCCAUCGCAGUAAGCUGGAUCCCAGUUCAAAGCCUUUAGCACAGGUAUUUGUAAGUUGCAACUUUUGUGGAAAAUCCAUCUCCUACAGCUGCUCAAGCAUACCACAUCAGGGCCGAGGUUUUAGUCAAUAUGGCGUAAGUGGAUCCCCAACCAAGUCAAAAGUCACAAGUUGUCCUGGUUGCCGCAAGCCUCUUCCUCGCUGCACACUUUGUCUAAUAAAUAUGGGCACUCCAGUGUCCAGCUGCCCAGGAGGAUCAAAGUCUGAUGAAAAGGUGGAUCUCAGCAAAGACAAAAAAUUAGCUCAGUUCAACAACUGGUUUACCUGGUGUCACAACUGUAGGCAUGGCGGUCAUGCUGGACACAUGCUUAGCUGGUUCAGGGACCAUACUGAAUGCCCUGUUUCUGCUUGCUCAUGUAAAUGUAUGCAGCUGGAUACAACAGGGAAUCUCAUCCCAGCAGAGAUGGUCCAGCCAUAAAACAGUAGAGCUUGAAUAAGGACCAUCAUACCAGGGGCCCUCUCUAAUAGGUGUCCUUCACAGCCCGAACACUUACCUCAGAACAAGUCACUCAUGACUUGCCUGUAAUAGAAAAAUAAAUCAUUCUAUCACAUCAGCAAUUUGUGUGGAUGGUUUUGAUGUGCUUUGCAUAGCCAUGUACCGCUGGACUGAGUCUUGAAGUGUAUCAUGUGGACUCUGUCCAGUGGGUUGUGAAGCAAUUCAUUUCAGAGGCAUUUAUAGAGGCUUCAUUGAAAUGCGAAGCACCCAUCAGGAAGACAUUCAGCAUUACAUUGCCCAGACCGUAAGGCUUCCAUCUGAGAUGAACCAAUGUUGUGUACUGUGUUCCGUGGUCUGUCAAAUGCCUCUAUUGAAAACUGUUCUUGGAAAGACGGUGUCCUGAGUCGUGCUGUUGUAUAUUUAUUAUGCCCAAAUAAAUGUUUCUUUCCUCAUUUUUCCCAGCUUAGAUAUCAAAACACAUUAAUGUUCCCAUCUAUAAUUUUCUCACACAGAAGAGCUGUUCUGUGACAUUCCAAAAACAAUAUUUGGGUGAGUAAAGCUCUUGUUUAAUUUUUAUGAGUAAAUAAUAAGGUCCCAAAUUUCAUUAUGACAUGCUUUGUGGGAUCCCAAAAUUAUUAUAAAUAAGGCUUAAAAGUUCCACAUCAAUGGCUAAUUACUGGACUAGACAAACAUGCCAGCUCAAUGACUUGAAAUACCUACUAUUGAAAAAUUAAGGCAUACCCUAUAUUCCAAAAAUAUCAGUGUGAAUUACAUAAUACAAAUUCUGCUUUGGGUCAAAAAGACAUUCAUUUGUAUAAAAAAAACACCCCAUCCUCAGUAUAUAAUUUGCAAUGCAGAGCAGCCUGAUACAGUGCAGUUAAAGUUCAUUUACAGCAUUUGGGUAACACUGGAUGUCACUUGCCAUUGUUGUAGUGGCUGCUCAUGCCAAGCAUUCAUGUGCAACAAGAUUUAUCCUGUAUACCAUGAAAUCUGUUUAAAGUAUGUGACAAACAGGAAUUUUUGUGGGGGUAAAAUAGUGGUAAAAUAGAAGAAUAAAACAAAUAGAAGAAUAACACAUCUUCAAGAAAAGAACACAGACGAUAGCAAUACACUGACUGAUACCGUAAAUAUAGUAUAACUGUUUUGUUUAGUUUUGCAUUUAAUAAUGAAACGAAAGCAUACCAUUCAAUUUUUCAAUAGAUAACUAGAAACUUGAACUUCUUUUGCACAUUUUCAAUGCAAUUUUCGUGAUGUAUUAUAGUUGCCUAACUGACAAUCUUAUAUUUUUAGUUUUAAAUAUAGGGGCUUGGAACCAAAGAGCCAUGUGCAAUAUUCUGUGCAUGCACCUUGGCUUUCCUGCCUCUUUUCCCACUGUAGUCCCUUGUGCUUCCUGAAAAUCCAAUUGUGAGGGUUUGUAGUGCAGGGCCUGCAACCGGGGCUGGCAGAAAUCAGAAGUUGUAUGUGUGCACAUGCACGCAUAGAAGCUACUUGCAAACAGGGCACUCUAGAUCCAAGGUACGUUAUUUGUAGACAGACAAGAUUUUUGAAGGGACAAAUGACUCUUUAAUAAAAAAUAUAUAUCUAUUUUUAUGUACACAGUUAUGUUGACUUGUAUUGUAAUUGCAUUGGUCAAAGGCUACUUCCAGUCAGAAUUGCAUUUUCUACUAUUGAUCUAUAUUGAGAUGUACAUCCCAAUAUCCAAGCUAUUGUAUUUUUUGUAACAUUGACAAAAUAUUAGCAGUUGCUUUUAAUAAUUAGAUUUCUAUAAUACCUGGAAUUAAUUUUAAGCCAUUAAGAGCAAUGUAUAGACUUUAUUUUUGUGACCUUGUAUUUGAAGUAUUAAAAGAGCAUGGAUAACUUGGGUAAAAAGGGUAAGAUGCAACUAGGUAUUGUUAAUGUAAAACCUGGGUGUUUAAAAGCCGUAUGUUUUGUAAAAUAAAAGGAGCUGUUUUUUAUUAUCCUUGCACCCAUCUUCUUCAAACAAUACUGCAGCUGUGCAUGCAUAAAUGCCUUUUGAGAAUGUAGAACUGCCCUGCCAUUUAAAUGAGUAAAAUCUGUUUACAGUGAAGUUCUGUAUGAACAUUGUAACACUCUGGAUCAGCACCUAAGGGUUUAAUUAACUGCACUGCAAAGACAUUAGUUCUGACCUACAGUGUCAGUUCUCAAGCAUUUGGGCAGAUGUAUAUUGCUGUAGACCUCUUUGCUAUGUUAAUACAGCUGCUUCUCCCCUUGAAAUGGUAGAAUAAAAGUUUGACUUGCAGUUUUUAUUAA